UUUCCAUUACUCAAAUUGUAUGUGAUGCACCAGCCAAAGCUUUUGUGUUAAACGUAAAAUACUUUAACGCAUAUCAUAGUUGCAACUCAUGCCUAGAAGAAGGGGAAUCCAUAAACCGAAGAAUGUUUUUUUUGGGUAUUGACGCUCAAUUGAGAACCAAUGAAUCUUUUUGCUCAAAAAGUGAUGAGUCUUAUCACAAAGGCCCUUGUCCAUUAGAAGUAUUGCCUAUCUAUAUGACUUCAGUUUUCGUUUUAGAUUACAUGCAUAAUGUUUGUCAAGGAGUAAUGAAACGAUUGUUACAUUUUUGGAAGAGUGGCCAAAAACCUGUAAGAUAUUUAAAUACUGAUCUUGAACAUCAAAUUUCUACUGAACAAGUAAAUCUUCAACCACAUUUUCCGUCGGAGUUCAGUAGAUUACCCCGAUCAUUAGAUGAGCUAGAAUUUUGGAAAGUGACUGAAUACCGUACUUUUUUGUUGUAUACAGGCCCCAUUUUAUUAAAAGGAAGGAUAAAAUCAUCCCUGUACAAUCAUUUUUUACUUUUACAUUGUGCUGUUAAACUUUUAAUAUCUGUUGAAACUUGUAUAAUCUAUAAUGACUUGGCAAAUAAUUUAUUAAGACAAUUUGUCACAGAGUAUCCUGAACAUUAUGGAAGUGAAUAUGUAACAUAUAAUGUUCAUUUUCUUAUACACAUAGCUAAUUUUGUUAAGAUUCAUGGUCCACUUGACAAGUUUAGUGCCUUUAAAUUUGAAAACUAUUUACAAAUCAUAAAAAAAACUGUUCACAAUUCUAAAUACCCUCUUCAAGGCGUAUACAACCGAAUUCUUGAACAAAAUAUCUAUUUAUAA
This is a messenger RNA of Myzus persicae (green peach aphid), 845 nucleotides long. RefSeq lists its product as uncharacterized. The transcript has a single exon. Bases 123 to 845 code for a protein of 240 amino acids. The record is from RefSeq and is a predicted model, not a curated record. Lineage: Eukaryota; Metazoa; Arthropoda; Insecta; Hemiptera; Aphididae.